Messenger RNA from Pedinophyceae sp. YPF-701, 1440 nucleotides. NCBI's taxonomy places the organism in Eukaryota, Viridiplantae, Chlorophyta, Pedinophyceae. The record is from the annotation of a GenBank genome assembly.
AUGCAGGGGGACGAUGGAGCGCCCGCAGGGCGGCAUGCGCCGUUCUCGGGCCUCACAAGCAAAGCUCAGGAGACACAGGAGGAGGUUUUGGCGCGAUUCGAACAGCGGAGGGCGGAGCGCGAGGUCGUGGUCCCCACGCGCAACGAGGACGUCGUGGCGCUCCUCCGGAAGCUCGGGGAGCCGAUCACGCUCUUCGGCGAGCGCGAGCUCGAGCGGAGAACGCGUCUGCGCUCGCUGCUCGCGCGACUCGACGACACUGCACUCGACGAAGCCACCGGCCGCGCGCAGCGCGAGGGCGCGGUCCUGGGGCAGAAGGUCGACGUGCAGAAGGAGGUCUUCUUCACGAGGGCGCCCGGGCCGGUCAAGGAGGUCCGGACAUGGCUCGCGGACUGGUCGCUGGAGAGGGCGAUGCGGCGUGUGGAGGCGCAGCAAGCCCUGGGCGACGAGGGAUGGGCGGCGCUGGACGCGCGGCGCGAGGCGGUGGAGGCGCGGCUGCGCGACAUGUCGAACGAGCUGAGCGAGAUGGCCGACGACCGGCCGGUGUCGAGCUGUCAAUGCAGUAGCGGGGGUGCGCGGCUGGUGACGGGGAGCUGGAACGGGACGAUGCGGGUGUGGUCGAUGCCGGACAUGAAGCAGCAGCGCGCGAUCCACGCGCACGACGACCGGAUCACCGGCGUCGCUGUGCACCCGCAGGCGGACGACGGACAACAGGAGGGUGGCGUCCACUACCUGUCAGCCUCCGCCGACUCCACCGCCAAGCUCUGGGACGCCGAGGGGCGUCUGCUACACACCCUGAGCGGCCACACGGACCGCCUCGCGCGCUGCGCGUUCCACCCGAGCGGCCUCUGCGCCGCCACGGCCUCCUUCGACGCCACGUGGCGUCUCUGGGACACCCCCACGGGGACUCUCUUGUAUGAGCAGGAAGGCCACUCCGAGGCCGUAUACGACGUGGCGUUCCACCCCGACGGCUCCCUCGCGAUCUCCGUCGGCCUCGACGCCGGCUGCCGCGUCUGGGACCUCCGCACCGGCCGCAGCGUGCUCGCGCUGGAGGGGCACGUGCAGGGGGUGUUGUCCGCGUCGUUCGCGCCCAACGGGUACCAGGUCGCGACGGGGUCGUCGGACCACUCGGUGCGCGUGUGGGAUCUGCGGAAGAAGGCGUGCGAGGCGAACAUUCCGGCGCACACGUCGCUGGUGUCGGCGGUGCGCUUCGCGCCGGACGGGGACUUUUUGCUGACGGCGUCGUUCGACCGGACGGCGCGCGUGUGGUCCGCGCGGGACUUCACGCUGACCGGCGUGCUGCGCGCGCACGAGGCCAAGGUGAUGGCCGCGGAGGUGUGCGCCGGGCGGGACCCCGUGGUGGUGACGUGCAGCUACGACCGGCAAGUGAAGCUGUGGCGGUGCCCGCCGGAGGACAGCAACGGCGACGCGCACAUGGCGUGA